Messenger RNA from Suillus paluster, 1320 nucleotides. RefSeq lists its product as uncharacterized. The coding region runs from base 85 to 1263 and encodes 392 amino acids. Lineage: Eukaryota; Fungi; Basidiomycota; Agaricomycetes; Boletales; Suillaceae. The transcript is spliced from 4 exons. The record is from RefSeq and is a predicted model, not a curated record. Gene Ontology annotation, biological process: reciprocal meiotic recombination.
UGACCUGACGGAUUUUGCGUCUCUUUCUCAUCGUCGAUCAACGACGUCCACAGAAUCAUAGCAACUUCAGUGAGGCACCCAACAAUGGCUCAAUUCACGACAACCACUGUAGCCUAUCCACUGGCAAAAUAUUCGCGUUCAUAUCCUACGAACUCAUUAUCUUCUCAGAACCCUGCUACAGACGCAGAAUGGCAACAUUUCAUCCACCCCGUCAUCAACCUCUACUUGGACGCGAAGAAAUCUUCCGCAGGAAAUCUUGUAUCUGUCCGCCUUCGAAUUGUGUGGAAUUUUGACAGCAGCACUAAUAGCACGGACGUCGAUCAGAGAGAUAUCACCCUCGAGGAUCUUGAUUUACUCUCCUUCUCGUCGCUCUCAAACUCGAAGACGAAUUCUGGACAACCAGACCAUGGUCUUCCUCUAAAAGCUGUCUAUCGGGAUGCUGUCGUUGGUAUCCGGUAUCUGCACCCUAGAACAGCGGACUCGACCUGUCAACCAGUUUAUCGGCGUUUUCAGAUCACAUUCACUACUGCAACAAGCGCAGCUCAGUUCAUCGAUGCCGUCCGACCUGUUUGUCCUUGUAGAUUAAAUCCACAGCCGGCUUUGGUCACUCGCACUCCCACUAUAGCUACGACAGGCCUUCCCGACGACCUUUCCUGUCGCGGUACUAUAGUCCCGAAUGUCCCACAGACUCAGCCAUCAACGAGCGGAAUUCCCUUCAGACCCGCACCGACUGCUCUUCCUUCAGAAAAUCCAACAUCUGAGUCCAAUUUGUCAACUUUUGCGCCAUCGACGCCGGUUAGGUUUACACCUGUGGCUCUGAGCACCAGUUCCGCGAAACCCACUCCCGGGGUUGCGUCUUCUCAUGACAGUACUUUCGCUACACCUCCAGAAACCCCUCGGAUAACCGCCUCGAAGACUAUCCAAUGUCAAGCACCGUCUGGCUCCAUCAGCUCUACCAAGGGUUCUUUACCUGACUCAUCUCAACCAUCCUCGUCUACUCGCAGUAGUUUGAACACGAUGCCCCCUCCUCCGCUGCCUUCGAGCGUCACGCGAUCUCGCAAACCGGAAAAUCGACUGUCAGAAGUUCCUGAUUCAACUCGGGCCCAGCUUGUUGCAUCACUGCACGACAGUCCAGCCCUUUACAAUUUAUCCCAUGCGGAGCUAGAAUCCGUCGUAGCACGAGUCAUCAGAGAAGAAGGUUUUGCCCAACUGCUUGCAUCCUUGGACACCUUGUGGAGAGUGAAGGGUUUUCUUGGUCAGUGAUGUCUUGAAUGCGUGACAGCCACAACUCGAACGCUACAUUUCUUGCUAUCGUCUUGA